This is a messenger RNA of Leptosia nina, 435 nucleotides long. The record is from the annotation of a GenBank genome assembly. NCBI's taxonomy places the organism in Eukaryota, Metazoa, Arthropoda, Insecta, Lepidoptera, Pieridae.
AUGGAAGCAGGCGUCGGCAAAUUGGACAUAACUCACAUUAUUCUCAACCUCCCAAGGGAAGUAAUCUUGAAACAAGAGCGGCAAAGUAAAAGAUCCCUCAAUCUUUGCAAUUGGCAGUCCGUACGAAAUUCUUGCUCCCUAUACAUGGAUGUUAUGUAUUUAUAUGACGGUAGUCAGUCGGGACUCGCGCUAAGAGUCCCUUCAGUGGGGAACCAUAGCAUACAGUGUGUGCCUGUUGAUGUGUGUGUUGAUUUCCCGACACCGCCCGUGAUUUAUUUGCCGGCAGUACCGAAGUUCGUCUACACGGCUCUACCCAGCUGUCAGACGCUUCACCGAGGGCACACACACAUGGAAACUUGCGCACGCACACGGAGACGCGAGGGGUGCGCCAAGGGAGGCGGUGGGGACUGUAUUAAGUUCCUUUCUUUUCUCUAA